This is a messenger RNA of Bombyx mori (domestic silkworm), 10266 nucleotides long. RefSeq lists its product as uncharacterized. The record is from RefSeq and is a predicted model, not a curated record. The coding region runs from base 816 to 7244 and encodes 2142 amino acids. Gene Ontology annotation, molecular function: chromatin binding; DNA binding. The transcript has 9 exons. Gene Ontology annotation, cellular component: nucleus; chromocenter. NCBI's taxonomy places the organism in Eukaryota, Metazoa, Arthropoda, Insecta, Lepidoptera, Bombycidae.
UGACUCUUGAGAUCUGUUGUUUUAAUUCAUAUUUGCUUCUCUUUUUUCCUAAUACCUCUUUUCAGUUACAGAAGAAGAUAGAACAUAAGCGUUGGCUGUUUUUUAAGCUCCAGAGUACUAUUGAGAAAUGAGACUUAUUCCUCGUUUAUGUUCCAAAGGAUACUUUCGAUAAUAAAUUUGUGAACAGUGAGUGAACAGUGAAGUCACUGAACACGGUCAUUGAACAACAGUAAACUAUAAACUACGAUUUACGAAUCACUUCAUUCGGUCGUUUUUCAGUGUUCCACUAAACUUAUGUUAUGCUGAAAUUUUAAAUAGCAGCCUUUCAUUUGUUUUUUUCACAAGCCAACUUUAAAUACUUUACAAAACGCGAAAAUGGAAAUGGUGUGUUUGAUUUGAUGGUGAAGUGAAGCUGACAUUUAAUUCAAUGACCUUUUAAACAGACCGAAAGUGUAUCAAUAUUCAAUACAAUAUGUUGUGUAGCCUGUUCCAACACCGAAAUUGUAUACAAUAAAAAGUAGCUGCUACUGUUUUCUACUAAUCUCAUUCAUAAACAAUGGGGUUGAAAAGGGCUCCGCCAUAAAACUAUCAGUGGGUCGUUAGUCCGUCAUAAAACCAUAAAAUAAAAUUCAUGACAUCGGUGCAAAAAAAGGUGUUAGUCGACGAUGGUGGAUCGGCCUCAAAGUGAUAGGAGGCUGUCGAGAUAUGAUCGAGGGAUUCAGAGCUAUGCUGCUAACAGUUCAAUUUGGGCAGCUGGAAGACCACGUUGUGGUGCACUCAGCUAAUGAGUACCAAAGUGUGGCAUCGUGUAAUGUAUGUUCGCGAUGUCGGGCAAGCCCGCGAAUGUGGGCGCGUCGCGAGCGGGCGUGGCGGGUGCGCCGCGCGUGCUGGUGUACGUGGCGGAGCAGCGCCAGCUAGAGCCCGGCACCGCACCGCCCGACCUGGACACCCUUCGACACUCGCCACUGGAAUCCCUAUACCUGCCUGAUAAUUUGCAGCCGCAGCUGCGAUCAUCUUUUUAUCGUACACAAUCAGAAGGAGUUGAACAAAGAUCGCACCAGAACCAAUUGUUUUACAAGAAUUUUAAUGACAGUGAUGAUAAAAUUGACAGUUUAGGGUCUAUUGAAAAUAUAACUCAGUUGCCAGAUUUAUAUCCUGUAUCACAGCAGUAUGUCAAAGAUUCCUGUAUUAAAGUAGAAGAAACAAAAAGUGAAGGGUCUAGUGGAAGCAACUAUCGGCAGGAGGACUGUGCUGGUCCACUUAGUUCAGAUUUGGGUUGUGUAGAAACAUUCAGUGCUCGAUUACCUGUAGGAACUGUAGACACCGCUACUCAAUUGAGAUGUGUCAUUCCGGGAAGUUCCAAUGGUACUAUGCCCCAUAUGCAACAAAUGGCCAUUCAUCAUGGGCAAAAUCAGUUUUGUGAAAGUGUGACAGUACAAAGUGGUGAAGUAGCCAACUGUAGUGAGCAAGAAUUAUCAAUUGGAAAGAGUUAUGUGAACUACCAAUUUUUAGAACAGAGUGUCUCUCAUCAGUCAAUAGUAAAUCAAAGUAUAAGUAUCUUAAACCAGCAAGUUGGGGUUAACAAUGGAAUUGCUAAUGAAGUAGAUAGCAGUAGCAGUCCACAACUGGUUCGGACUGCUGAUGGUGUUGUGUUAGCAGUACUUCCUGCACCUGUUGUACCAUCUCUUGAUUCUUUAGAAAACAACUCAAGGAAUCAACAAAGUGAACAUUCACUUUCUAUAACAGUGCCGUUAGGGUGGAGGAGAAUAGUCAAUGGUGCGUCAGUGUUGUAUAUUAGUCCGAGUGGGACAGCGUUGAGUACGUUGCCUCAAUUGCGAGAAUAUCUACAGACUGCUGGCACCUGCAAGUGUGGCUUACCUUGUCCGCUCAGGCCGGAAAUGGCCUUUAGUUUCGAUCCAAAGGUGAUCAGUAAACCUUAUCAAGCCGCUUCCGAGGCCGAAUCAACGAAGUUGUGCAACCAUAAGCGGAAAUUGUUGGCAACACUGCAGUCGAGGUCGCAGUCACCCGCCACUCCACCGCCACAAAACAUGGAACAAAAGAGAGUUAUGAGUACCGAGAUUGUGCUGAAGAAGAAAACUAAGAGAAGGGGUGGACUCCCAACUAAUGUUACUAUGUCACAAGUCAUGGUGCAAAGGGAAUUAUCGCUACACGAUGUAAAGUUCCAUGACACUGAACUCAAUAGAGAAAUUGUUCAGACAUCUCAACGUGUCGUUAACAACCAACCGUGUCCACCAUCAGCGUACGGGUCAUCUCAACAAAAUCUCUCGGGCGUUGCACCUCAGGGCAACGAGAUGAGACACGAAGCACACCCUCCAAGAAGUUCCCAUUACCUAACUGUCAACAGUGGCUGGAUUUCCCAACACCAAGAAAAGUCAGACAAUGGACAGUCCUCGAGUCAUUCGACGAUGACUACUGUUCAACCAUCUCUUAAUGGCACACCAGUAUUAGGUUCCAAUGGUCAAAUAAUUGGCGUGAAUACAGGGUACAGCAAAUAUUCAAGUUACAAGAAUAAUAUGGCCGUUAACUCGAACGCAACGUCACAGGAACUGAAAGACGAAAAGAAAGAAAUGAACAUACAGCAUCAAAAACAUUCUUAUAAAGAAGAGGAAUCUCAAAUGUUUUGCGGUCUUAAUCAAGCGUUAACGCCAGAAGUUAUGCAAAAAAUAAACGAACAACAACAUAUAUUUAUUCAACAAAAUCAAAAACAAAUAGAAAUGGCCAUGAAAGGUUUCCGAUCGCAAUUGACGGAUAACGGCAACCAAAACAAAUCGCAAAAUCAAAAUCAAUACAAUCAAGCGCAGUUAGUGAUACAAAACGGUGCCGUUGUUAAAACCAAUCCCGCGAAAACUCCACCGUGGCAAGUGAAGAGAAAUGAAUCUGCGAAUUCAAUGACAAGCCCUGGUAUAAAGGCAAGCAAGUCUGAUAAUCUGGACAGCGAAGAAGCGAACACAAACGUAUCGGAGGACUCGUCAAGUUCCUACAGUUCGUUUUCCAGUGAACAAUCAGUAAACCACACCGUAUGUUCCCGGGUGCCGCCGCUACCGCAGCACUACUCGAUGCUGGGACAACACUGGCCUGUUAUGGACACAACCAAGAAACGAAACAAACCCAACAGUAAAGGCAGUAAAAAGAAAAACCCUCCCACGGAAAAUAAAAUGCUGUCCUACGGUAAUAACGGAGUUCGUCUGGUGCACGAUUCGAAAGGAAACACAAACGAACUACCGAACACUAAUGUUCCUUCUUUUAUGGAUGAUCCUAAUGGGUACCUAGCUCAACAAACCGUUUUGCUAAACAAUACCAUUUCCAGACAAGUGGGCAUAAACGCGACAUACGAAAGCUCUCAGUACGACCAUUCUGUAAAUUCUAAUUGUUUCGGAGCACAAAACUCUGAAAAGAAAUCGGCAUCAAAAUCAGUGGAGUCGUCCAACGUGCUAAGGAGUUAUGUGCCGAAUCACUCUUUAUCUCCGACGUCCACGCCAGACAGCAGUGUGCUGUCAGAAAACACACCACAAUGCUGUAAAGGGUGUAACGUAUCGAGGCGGCCCCCAGCUUCGGAAUGCAACGAAAAUCAGUCGAGGUUUAAAUACAGCAAGCACAAUAUUUUCAAAUUGGAGCACGACAAUACGACGUCAAGUACGAAAAACAACUUUGAAGACAAUCCAAUAACAUCUACUUUCGUAGAGCGAUGCUCUUUAGGCGAUAAUAAUGGACCCAUACAGGCAGCUACAGUCAGUACCAGUUCAAUAACGGAAACCUUACAACUUCCCGAACCAUCGCCCACGCUAUCGAAUAGCUCUCGCAAUACAGACACCCCGCACAGUAGCGGUUGUGCUAAUAACCAAGCUUUAUCUAAUUCGAUGUAUACGUUACCGAGUCCGGCCUAUUCGAACACUGGCUCUGGAAGAGAUAGUUUCAGCAGUAAUCCUUCGACACCAGGAAGCGGUCAGAUGUAUCCUUAUAACUCUCCAGGACCACCUGUCAGUAAUCAGUCCAUCACUGGAACACAAAUGCUGCAUUUUAUAUCAAAUCACAAUGUUAAUAAAAAUCUUAUGGAGGUAGACAACAUAUCGACAAUGGUAGGAGUGAAGUCGGGCACGAAAACUCCGCAAGAGAUUUAUAAACUCGAGCACCGGCAUUUGACAGAAAAUGCAAUGCCCGGUUACUGUCCGCCGCCGCAUUUGGGCGGUGGUCCUGCGCACUCCUUGAUACAAACGUGCUAUGUACAGACUUUUGUGACAACAAUGGCCAGUGGCUUCUCUGUGACUAGAGACACUGUAACGUCUGUGUUAGCCGGAAAGGCAAAAACUGCUACAACAUCCAUCAAUGCUUCACAGGCGAAUUUCGUGAGACCCCCGCCGCCGCCCAGCGUCAAUUUAGCGACCUCCUAUGCAAUUCCAAAUAACCAACCAGACCCGUUUAUUAAUUCAGUUAAUUUACCAACGAGCUACCCGCUGCACAUUGCGGGAACCACAGCACAGAAUAUGAUAUCCAAAUCUCCAUUAGAAAUGGUUCAGAAUGUCAUUGGGAAUUUAACUCCUAAAUCUGACAUCAAUAUUUCUCAAACGAGCUCUUUGGCUCAAAUACGAAGGACAUGUCCAACAACUCCAGGACAGAUACUUAUAUCUUCAACUGGCCAAAUUAUCGUGUCCAAUAAUCAUAUGCCCCCACCGCCUCCGAAAACAACCACGUCAUCGUCAUUGCACACUUCAAGUACUAAUGUGAGCGCGUCCGUGACUCAAGUCAUACCGGCCGUCGGUGGUGUGCAGUCGCUCGUAAAUCAACCGGCUGUUGUGGUCAAUACCUUACGGGCGCCAUUCGUCCUCCAACCGUCGAUGAUGGCGGUUGACGGUCAGGUUGUUCAGCAAAAUGCUGUUUUGCCGCAGAUCGUAACAGGGGGAAUUGUGUCAGCUCAGUCGUCGCACGAAAAUGCAAGGAACAUUGAUGUCAAAAAUCAAAUGAACUUCGUACAAGGUGUUACGAUGGUAUCACCAGAGAGCAUAAAAAAGAGAAGUAAGAAAAAGAAAAACCAAACUGCCAACAUAACGAGCAUGUUGCAAAUUGCAGCCCCUCAGCAGAACAACAAUUUGAUGGUUCAUCAUUCUUCACCGCAACACAAUUCCAAUUCACAGUUCUCUCCCCGAAGUUUUCAACUAUCACCGAACAAUAAUAUAUCGCCAACUCCGAUGCUGCAAGCUUUGACCAUAGUUCCUGGUAAGUCUGGAACUCCGGCUCACAUCGUAAUGAACGGCCAAAGUAACAACAAUAGUUAUGGAUCUCAACAAAUAUUAGCAAACACGUCUCCCUCUCAACAAAUAAACCUACUACAGCCCGUCAAUCUAAUAAACAAUGCAGGAGGCGUAAUGCCAAACUUCCCGGCCUUCCAACAGUUUAUCGUACCAAAUCUUGGUGGUAUGGUGAUGACAGCCGACGGUGCAGCUCUAAUUCAAGAUAACUCUGCCGGAAUGCCCAUGCAACUUCAACUGCAAGCCGUCAACGGACAGAACGUUCUCACCCCCGUCCAGAACUCGGGGGUGUUCACGGCAGGCACAGGGGGCAGCAUGGUCAUACGCGCUCAAAACCAACAAGGAAAAAUGAUACAGUCACAACACAGUCCCGGGGCGCAGUUUUUGUCACCGAACGGACAGGUUAUGAUGAACAGUCCUAAUUUCAAUGGACAACUGAGUCCGAUGCUGGCGAACCUAAGCCCAACUAAUGUCACGUUUGGAGCGAGUCCGCAGCUGCGGCCCGGCGCGGUGCAAUCUCAGGAGUUCCUUCAGACCAAUCAAAGUGGACAAACGUUAAUGGUCCCGAUGUCGCCGAAGCAAAUCUCGAUAUCGAGCGCGCCGAACCGCGCCUCGUCGACCUUCGUACAAAACACCACUAUUGUUCAGCAGCAGACGACGCUCGUGUCUAAUUCAUCCAACGUGCACGUGGCGUCCGUUCCGACGUCCUCCGCUCGACUGAACUUAGAUCCGAACCUUCUGUUGGGAAAGAAGCACAAGGGCAAAAGCGCGAUUCAGAGGAGUCAGGCUGUUGAAGAGCACAAAGAGGAAGCGAACGCUGAGGAGAACGAAUCUACGCUGCGGCACGUGCGGCACUCUGUGUCUACUCAGACGUUGCUGAACCAGGCGAGGAACAAGUCGCCGGGCAGCAGCCCGCCCGACACCACCACGCACAGCCCGCUCGGCGCCGACACGCGGCUCGCGCAGCCCGACACCACCACGGAGUCGCCCGAGCCCGCAGACACCAGCUCCUCGGCAAUGGUUCAAUGCGUGUCCAGUAGCGAGCAAGACAUGACCGAAUCUCGGGACCAGGUGUGGCCCGCGCCCAAUGACUUCCCGUCCGACACGGACUCACAAAACCUGAUGUCGAACGUACCGUUGCUGCGAGCGAACAUGAGCUCGUCGCCGCUGAACUGCCAGACGGUGAUGCCCGCCGCAUCUGCCUACUACGAGAGGAUGCAUCCGUACAAGAGGAAAAACGAAUUCGGCGACGGGUCCUCGUACAGAUCCGAUAAGAUAAUGCGGACGAACGGGUUCGGCGUUAACCACGGACUGACAAAGGACCUGGAUUAUAGCGCUAUGACUGUGAGCUCGCAAGACCGAAGCUACAGGCACUACCAGGCCGCGUCGGACAGACACAAUUUCAGUUCUGGCGACGAUGCGAAGAGCGACGAGGAGGAUGUCGAGACCGAGGGCGAGGCUGAGGGCGAGGCGGGGGACGAGGCGGAGGACGAGGCGGGACAGAGGGACAGAGGGGACAAGUUCGCGAGGGGGCAGGUGGUGUGGGGCCCGGCGCCGGGGCACGCGUCGUGGCCGGGGCAGCUGGAGCGGCGGCGCGCGGACGGGCGCUGGGAGGUGCGCUGGUUCGGGGCGCGCGGGCUCGGCGUGCUGCACCCCGCGCGCCUGCUCGCGCUCUCCGACGGCCUGGACGCGCACCACGCCGCGCGAGAGCGACACAGGAACAGGAGUAGAAAAUUGAAUACUUUAUUGGAGAACGCGAUCCAGGAAGCGAUGGCGGAACUCGAUAAAAAUAGCGGAACCGGCGCGUCCGUCGCGCAGCGGGAACGGGACCGCGAGGGGGACAGCGACGCCCCCUCCCUCACAGACACUCCGAAGAAGAGUAGGAAACGUGAUAAAUCCAAAAAUAAAGAGAAGAAGAAGAGUGCCGCUAAAAUAUCUCGGAACAAACCGACUGAUACUCGUCUACGGAGCUCACAGUGAAGACGCUGCCGCAGUGGACACGACCUAAAGGCUCUUUAACUAAAUACAAGCAUUAUUACAUAAAUGUUUGUAUAUUACUUUUCGUGUAAAAUAAUUCAUUAUUAUCGUUUGAUGAAUGAGAACUACAACGAACAAUUUACAAAAGGGGCAGUUGUACAUUAUUUUUCUAUUCGAUGUUGGCAGCACGCGUCAACCGUUUGCCUACGAGAGAACCUGACAUUAUUUGUUUCGAGCUCCUGUAGAUUAUACAGACUACUGUGUGCUUAGUGCGAGUUUUUUAACGUUCUCGAUAGAGUAAAAGUAACCCAAAUUUGUAUGCAGUUGGAACAGCGCUUAUAGCGGCAAACGUUUUAAUUCCAUACAAAUUUGAUUUAACUUUUACGCUAUCGAGAACGUUAAAAAACUCGCACUAAGCUCACUGUAUGCUCGAGACUCGCCCCGAGGUAGCUGCGUCGGGCAGAGCGAUGUGGUGACGUCACGCGUGUAACGUUUGUAAGAUCGUCUACCAUUGCGACCAUUGAACCUUUACCUUGAAUAGUAAGAGUAAGAUUAUUAAGCAAAGUAAAGGUGUCCCUUGUUCAUAUACAGGGUGUAAGGUAAAGCCUUCCGGACGCCGAAAAGGAACAGUAAAAUCUAACAUAACCUUAAAAUAACAUUCAUUUGCUAAUCUAUGCAAAUGUCAAGGCCAGCGACCUCUGUAGCCGCGGUCGUGCAUAGCGCCUACACGCAGCUUUAAGCCUGCUGAGUUUCUCGCCGGAUCUUCUCAGCGGGUCGCGAUUCCGAUUCGGUGGUAGAUUCAUUCGCGAAGCAGCUGCUCUUGCGUUGCUAGGUCCCCUUUGGAGGCGUUCGGGCAGCUGUUAGCAAAUCCCACCCCUCUUAGUUGAGCCUUUGCUCGCCCACCUGCUCUGGUGAAACUGGAAAGAACUACGGGUCAAGUAACGCCUCGUUCACAAAAAAAAAACUGGCAGUCUAAUCUAAAAAAAAUAAAACUAUCUGCACAAAUUGUUCACAAUGGUCAGAUUAUUAUUAAGAUGGUAUUCUAGACAUACACAAGAUUUUAAAAAUUAAGUUUAAUUUGCUAGUUGACAAAAUAAAUGAAUUAAAAUGGGGAAAGAAGCCUAAAGUUUUAAUUUUGAAUUCAUUUAAAAGGAUCUCCUAUGACCGCAUGGAAAAACCGCAGAUGCAGUGAUCGAUGAGUCGAACGUAUGUAUGAACGAAAUUGCGCGUUCGCGAAAUUAAAAGCUAGCACGAUAGUUUGGAUUAACAAAUGAAAUUUUUUUUUUCGCUUUUUAUAGGUAUUUUUCUUCCUAUUUCGGCCAAGGAAACCGUUACAUUAGACCCUGCAUAAAUGAACUUUUGUCAUUUAUCAUCACGUUAUAUCGACAUCACAUACAUUAUAGUGAAACUAAUUGUAUAAAAGAAAUUAAUAAUAUAGAGAAACGUUUAUCUUAGAUAGUUCAAUUAUGUUGAGAUUCUAUUUCAUAUACUUCACUUAUACAACGCAAAGCUAAUCAAACUGCGAUGACGAGUGAUUUCUUGCGUCAUGUUCAUCAGACAACUGCCGGCGACGCGGCGUCGGCCUCCAGACAAGUCCUUUUGAAUUUUAGAUGUUCCUAAUAAACUAAAUCGAAAUUAUAAUAUCACUAUUGAAAUCAAUAUAUUAUAAAGCAAUGGUUGAUUAAACGCGAAAUUAUAUAAUGUGAAGUACCUAGUUGUCGAGUAGAUAUUUUAAACGACGAGAUUUAAAAUCUUUGUUGUACUAUUAAAAAUAAUAUGUAUGUAUUUUAGAUUAAUUCGUAGUUAAACAUAAGUACCUAGGCUUGUCAAUGUCAAAACUGUGUUUUCUUGAUGUCAUUUAUGAUGUGGUACAAUUAAUACAUAAUACAGAGAAAUGUUAUUUCAUUAAAAAAUUAUGCUAUAAAUUUUGUAAAUUGUGUUUUUUGUUAGAAAGUAAUAAGUUUAACAUGAUUUCUAGUCAAAAUAUUGAGCAUAUAAUAAAAAUGUAGAUAUUACAUAUAGAUGAAGUAAUUGACAAUAACACAGGCUUGUGUGUGGCGUGGGCCCCGCGUCGACGCUGUUCCGAUUAAAUAAUUAAUAAUUAAUAUGUACAGAACAUUAUUACUUUCGACAUUGUGCUACUUGUUUGCGUUAUUAAUUUUAUACUUUUGUUAAUAUUCUAUGUAUAAAUAUAAGGGCUACAUUUCAGUAAGUUGAAAUUCGGCAAUCCAACUAUGAGUUUCAAUUUAUAAAAUAUAUCACUAACAUAAUAUUAUAAAGUUUUUUCAUAAUAUUUUAUUUAAAUUAGUUUCGAAUUUUUUGAUCAUCGGUUCAGAAGAGUGUGUGUGAGAGUUAAGUUUUGUUUUGAAUGUAAUUUCCAUCACCGAACCAAUCACAUCGUAGUAAAGGUAGAUAGUAAACCACUGUCGUCAUUUUUCAGUUCUAAUCGUAAAGAAUAAGUUCACUCGAAGUGAUAAUAAUUGAUAAGAAUAUGAUUGUGGUAAAAGGGAGAUUAUUUUAAAAAUAUUUUAUUCACAAAAAAAAAGCUAUUGUUAAUAUUAUAGUUCAUAAAUGGUGUUUGAAAAUUUUAGGUAGAUUUUUAAUUGUACACGUCAAUCAGUUUAUUUUUUCUUUGAUAACUAGAUGUUUGUUAUUGUCAGUCAUUGUUAGUUUGUUCGCGAUAUGCAGAAUAUGUUUAAUGUCCCAAAACAUAGCGAAAAUUAAUCAUAGCUUAUGUACUGUUUUAUAAUGUCGUAUUUUAAUAAAGCUUAGAGAUUCCAUAAUAAUAUGAUAAAUGAAUAUGAGUUCAGAUAUUGACAUAGUAUUUAAUGUUAAAUGGUAAUUGUUUAAAAUAGUCGAAUAGCACUUCCCUAUGAGAUGGUAUUAUGUAAAUAAUCCUUCUGUAGUUAUGUAUAGAUUUUAUUUCGAUGAAAUUAAUGUUUUAUAGACUAAUAUACAAUAUAAGAUUAUUUAUUUGUUUUGCUGUGUACAUAUUUUUUUUUUCAAUAAAAUGUACCUGUUUUAA